CUGAAGGGUGUGUCUGUGUCUGCGCACGAACCUAAAGUCUCUCCGCCCUCCUGCUCCGCGCUGACAGUCUACCUCAUCCGCAUUCGGUUUUUCUGCAAAAUAUAUCUGCGAAUUAUGCGCCAAACUGACAUCUAAGGGCUUUUUGCUGUUAUCUUUCCAAUGUGCGAAGAAGAAGCGCUUUGGAGUCGUCGCGCGCGCGUCGGCGGAGCAGUUUGCGCGUGAGGAUUUGGGAUUUCCACAGGGCCCUGAGUUUUUUCCAGCAGCCAUGUAUCAGGUCGUAAAGAAGCUGGUGUUGAUGGAGUGCCGGUGCGCAGCUGAUGCGUCAAACCAGUACGAGGAGCUGUUCGCCAAACUGGACACCAACAAGGAUGGAAAAGUGGACGUGUCCGAGCUGAAGGCAGGCCUGGCUGCCAUGGGCAUCCGGACCACCAAAGGAGCCGCUCAGAAAAUCAUUUCCUCUGGUGACAAAGAUAAAGAUGAAGGACUUGACUUCAACGAGUUCACCAAGUACCUCAAGGAGCAUGAGAAGAAGCUACAGCUGACCUUCAAGAGCCUGGACAAAAACAAUGACGGUCAAAUAGAUUCCACAGAGAUCAAACAGUCGCUUGCAGAUCUUGGACUGGACAUCAGUAGCAAGGAGGCAGAGAAGAUCCUUCAGAGCAUCGACGUGGACGGCACCAUGACCUUGGACUGGAAUGAAUGGAAGGAACACUUUUUAUUCAACCCAGCCACCAAUCUGCAGGAGAUCAUUCGUUAUUGGAAGCACACCACGGUGCUGGAUGUUGGAGACAGUCUCACUAUACCAGAUGAGUUCACAGAGGAGGAGAAGACGACAGGUUUGUGGUGGAAGCAGCUGUCGGCGGGGGCCAUGGCGGGCGCCGUGUCCCGCACAGGCACCGCCCCUCUGGACAGAAUGAAGGUCUUCAUGCAGGUGCACGCCUCCAAGAGCAACGAAAUCAACCUGGUUAGUGGUUUCAAACAGAUGUUAAAAGAAGGAGGUCCAAGAUCUUUGUGGAGAGGAAACGGAAUUAAUGUCCUGAAGAUCGCCCCAGAGACGGCCAUUAAAUUCAUGGCUUAUGAGCAGUAUAAGAAGCUGCUGGCCAGUGAACCAGGAAAGGUCAAGACGCAUGAGAGGUUCAUCGCCGGAUCGCUGGCUGGAGCCACGUCACAAACGGCCAUCUACCCCAUGGAGGUCCUGAAAACCCGCCUGACCCUGAGGAAGACGGGGCAGUACUCUGGAAUGUAUGACUGCGCCAAGAAAAUCCUUAAGAACGAAGGCGUGAAGGCGUUUUACAAAGGCUACAUCCCCAAUAUUCUGGGCAUCAUUCCGUAUGCUGGGAUAGAUCUGGCUAUAUACGAGAGCAUAAAGAACCUCUGGUUGUCCCGCUACGCCAAAGAUACAGCCAACCCUGGAAUUCUGGUGCUGUUGGGCUGCGGUACCAUCUCCAGCACGUGUGGCCAGCUGGCCAGCUACCCGCUGGCUCUGAUCCGCACCAGGAUGCAGGCACAAGCUUCUGUGGAGGGGACGGAGCAGCUGCCCAUGACCCGGAUGGUGAAGACGAUUUUGGAAAGGGAGGGCUUCUUUGGACUUUACCGUGGCAUCCUGCCCAAUUUUAUGAAGGUCCUGCCGGCGGUCAGCAUUAGCUACGUGGUGUACGAGUACAUGCGCACUGGUCUGGGUAUUCAGAAGUAGAGCUGCCUGUAAGCACUAAUCCACACAUCUUCUCCUGUAACGUACGAGCUCACCAAAGUCAAGAACUGAGCCGCGGCACACGGCGUCGCUGUAGGAGUCUCACCUUCAGGGUGUCUGUGAUGGCCACCACUUCUGGCAUGUUUCAAACUGUGCACGUUGUCCUGGCUUUGGGUGUUAACUGCAACGCACACACAGGGCACGAAAGGGGUCAAAUAUAUAUUUUUUCCAUUUAACAAAGUAUCUGGGACGAGUGCUUCCUUUCACAAUCUUUUCUGGACAUAAAUUGUUUACAUUAUGUUUGAGACAGGUGGGAGCCUUUCGGAGUGGAUUUCACACGAGUGCCGCUAUUUCGUCCCCCCCCCCCAUGAAUUUCUGCAUUGUUUUCACGAAGUGGGGAAAAAAACGUGCCUUAUGUGGUUCUUCUGAGAUGUGUGCUGACUCCCGUUGCUGCCUUUCCAAUGUUUGGUUGACUAAAUGGUGUCUAUAUGAAUAAAAUUUGAAUACAAAGUGGGAA
Molecule: messenger RNA, 2207 nt
Organism: Thalassophryne amazonica
Lineage: Eukaryota; Metazoa; Chordata; Actinopteri; Batrachoidiformes; Batrachoididae
Gene: slc25a24
Product: solute carrier family 25 member 24
Exons: 11
Coding region: 266-1693 (475 amino acids)
Biological process (GO): transmembrane transport
Cellular component (GO): mitochondrial inner membrane
Molecular function (GO): calcium ion binding; ATP transmembrane transporter activity
Source: RefSeq, a predicted model, not a curated record